CAAACCAACCUAUAGUAUAUAGUUAAUCGUGUAUAAAUGUGAUUUUUUUUUAUCGCAGUUUUUGUGUUAAAAAAAAUUUGUGAAAAAAAAAGUCAAAUUUUUCAAGUGUAAAACUUUUAAAAGUGAAAAACAAAGUUUUUCUUAAUAUUAGUGAGGGCCAGCGGCCGAAGGAUGCUUGCAUAUGUCUAAAUUCCAAAGAACACAGCUUUUGGGCACUGCACAGGUGAAGAGGUCGUCCACAGAGCACACGACGGCCACGGGCUUCGGCUCCACGAAGCGCACCAAAUAUUCUACUUCAAUUACGGAGAUAGACGAAAUUGAGAAUAUGACGGACACAGCGGCUGCCACGACUAAUUCGCAAAAAAGGGCAAAUUUUUCAGCAUUGACUGUCACCAAUCCUAACGGAGUAACGAAUAAAAUAUCACCAAGUUUAGCUAAUGCAAAGCCAGGUUCAGCUAAAAAAUUGGUCAUCAAGAAUUUCAAAAAUAAACCAAGAUUACCGGAUAAUUAUCAAGAGGAGACAUGGGAAAAAUUAAGAGAAGCUGUGGUUGCAAUUCAAACUAGCAAAAGCAUACGAUAUUCAUUGGAAGAACUUUAUCAAGCCGUAGAAAAUAUGUGUAAUCAUAAAAUGGCAUCGACGCUUUAUAAUAAUUUAACAAAUUUGACGGAAUCGCAUGUUAAAGCAAAUAUAGAGCAAUUUGUCGCUGAAUCAAUGGACAGGCAUAUUUUUUUGAAAAAAAUGAAUGAAUGCUGGCAAUCGCACUGUCGGCAAAUGAUUAUGAUUAGGAGUAUCUUUUUAUAUCUUGACAGAACUUAUGUUUUACAAAAUUCCGGAAUUUCGUCAAUUUGGGAAAUGGGACUUUAUUUAUUUAGACUUAAUAUUGUUCUAAAUAAUCUUGUGCAAACGCGAACAGUAGAAGGACUUCUCAUGCUCAUUGAAAAAGAACGACAAGGUGACACAGUGGAUCGAACUCUACUUAAGUCAUUACUGAGAAUGUUGUCUGAUUUGCAAAUUUAUCAGGACGCCUUCGAAACAAAGUUCCUUCAAGCUACUGAAAGAUUGUACGCGGCAGAAGGCCAACGACUCAUGACAGAGCAUGACGUCCCGGAAUAUUUAGCUCACGUUGACAAACGUUUACAAGAGGAAAACGAGCGUUUACUUCAUUAUCUUGACACAUCAACAAAAUGGUCCCUUAUUCACACAGUGGAAAAGCAAUUGUUAUCCGAACAUAUUUCCAGCAUUCUUCAAAAAGGUUUAAGUGGCUUAUUAGAUGAAAAUCGAAUUCACGAUUUAUCGCUACUUUAUAAUUUGUACAGUCGAAUUAAAAAUGGACUCGUUGAACUAUGUUUGAAUUUCAAUAGUUAUAUUAAGAAAAAAGGCAAAACGAUAGUGAUAGAUCCUGAGAAAGAUAAGACAAUGGUACAGGAAUUAUUAGAUUUCAAAGACAAAAUGGAUAAUAUAGUUAAUACUUGUUUUCACAAGAAUGAGAAAUUUGCAAAUAGUUUGAAGGAAGCUUUCGAAGCGUUUAUUAAUCAAAGGGCAAAUAAACCAGCCGAAUUGAUAGCAAAAUUCGUUGACUGUAAAUUGAGAGCAGGAAAUAAGGAGGCAACUGAGGAGGAAUUGGAGCGUUUAUUGGAUAAAAUUAUGGUAUUGUUUCGAUUUAUUCAUGGCAAAGAUGUUUUCGAAGCGUUCUAUAAAAAAGAUUUGGCCAAACGUUUAUUGGUGGGAAAAUCGGCAUCGGUUGACGCUGAAAAAUCAAUGUUAUCAAAAUUAAAGCAGGAAUGCGGUGGUGGUUUCACCAGUAAACUUGAGGGAAUGUUUAAGGAUAUGGAACUUAGUAAAGAUAUUAAUAUUGCAUUUAAACAAUAUUCCAGCAACCUGCAAAAUGAAUUAUCGGCCAGUAAUUUAGAUUUAACAGUGUCAAUUCUCACAAUGGGAUAUUGGCCAACUUAUCCCGUCAUGGAAGUGACUUUACCGUUAGAAAUGGUCCAAUAUCAAGACGUGUUCAAUAAAUUUUAUCUAGGCAAACAUAGCGGAAGAAAAUUACAAUGGCAACCAACUUUAGGUCAUUGUGUAUUAAAAGCAUGGUUUCAACAGGGAAAUAAAGAAUUGCAAGUCUCAUUGUUUCAAGCUUUGGUUUUAAUACUUUUUAAUGACGCUGAUGAUUUAUCGCUUGAGGAGAUUAAAGCGGCGACAAAUAUUGAAGAUGGCGAAUUAAGAAGAACGUUACAAUCGUUAGCGUGCGGUAAAGCUAGAGUUCUCCAAAAAAAUCCACGUGGUCGUGACGUUGCUGAUAAUGAUAGAUUUGUCUUUAAUGCCGAUUUUACUAAUAAACUUUUUAGAAUAAAGAUUAAUCAAAUUCAAAUGAAGGAAACGAACGAAGAACAGAAAGCAACUGAGGAGAGAGUUUAUCAGGAUCGUCAAUAUCAAAUAGACGCAGCUAUUGUGAGAAUAAUGAAAAUGAGAAAAACCCUUACGCACAAUCUUCUUAUCAGUGAACUUUACAAUCAACUUAAAUUUCCCGUCAAGCCGGCGGACUUGAAGAAACGAAUAGAAUCAUUAAUUGACAGAGAUUAUAUGGAGCGAGAUAAGGACAAUGCAAAUCAGUACAAUUAUGUCGCAUAACCGCGACCACCUGCCAAAAUUAUGACAUCCAAGUGUAAAGUGUUUACGUUUGCUAUAAAAAACGAUUUUUUCAUUGAUGCUUGCAAAUUGCCAAGACACACAUACAAAAAAUUCCCUCAAUCUCGUGAUUCCAUGUUCCUCGAAUUUUGAGCGUGGGAUAAAAAAAAAAAUAAUAAUAAUUGAAAAGUUCGUCGACUUACAAAACGAAAAAAAUUUCACAUUUUUCAAAAAUUCAUUCCCUUUUCGCGCCCCUAAUUAUUGUUUUUUUUUUAAAAAUGUGUUGAAGUGUUAAAAAAAAAGUCAACGUACUUUUUUGUUGUUGUGUUAUUUGGUUUUUAAAAAAAAUUAAUUGAAAAAAAAGCAUCACAGAGAAAUAUUAACUAUAAUAAUAAUAAUACGUCUGUUUUGCAUAACAAGUUUUUACGCAAUGCAGUGUUUUUUCUUAGCGAACUAAGACGUAGAAUUUGAGUGAAUAGAGGAAAAAGGAAAGAAAGAAAGAGAGUGUGUGUGUGAGUGAAAAAAAUCCUAUUAGGAAACGUAUAAAAAAAAAUGGAAAUUCUGCACAAUGAUUUGCUUUAACACGAAAAAUAUGGAAAACAAAUUCUUUAAUUUAACAAUUAUGUGCUUUCUAACUUUUUCCAUGAGAGACUGAAGAUAUUACAAAACAAAAAUAACUGUUUAUUAGAAAUCAACUUGGUCAAACCAAAAUUAAAACACAAGGCACCCUUGUAUAAUUUACUAUGAUGAUAAUGAUGAUAAUGAUGAUGAUGAUGAUGAUGAUGAUGAUUCGAACUCGGAAGAAAUUCUCGAGAUAUUUCACGUGCCUAUUUCUUAAGAUAUUCCUAAGUGUAUUUAUUAUUAAUUGAAGCAAUACAAAUGGACAGUCUUUAAAUUCGCAUACUGCCUUUGUAACUUUUCUUUUAUUAUUAUUAUUACUAUAUAUUUUUUUUUCUUUCGUUUUGGAAACGAAAUUUUAAAACAAUAGUUUUAUUUAUCACAUUAUUUGUGAGAGAAAAGUAGAAUUUGUGCGCCCUCAUUAUUUAUAAAUGUAUCAAUUUUGCAAGUGUGCAAUUUUUUUUCAAAAAAUUUUCCUCACUUAGCUUCAAAUUCAAUUUGUUAAUAUUUAAUUGAUUUAAUGUGAUUAAAAAAAAAAUUUUCCCUUUCUAAUAUAAUAAAUAAAUUAUUUACAAUAGUUUCUGCCAAUAUUUAAUUUGCUAAUUUAAAUCGAAACUCUGUAGAUAUUUCAUUUAUUUAAUUUAUUUUAUUCAUUUAUUUAAUUACAUAUUAUUUCUUCAAUUAAUUAUUCUUAAUGUAGAAUUAAUUUAAAAUUACUAAGUAAAGUUCUAAAUUUUUUAAAAUUAUUUAUAGUAAAAUAUUUUACAAAAAGAAUUUUAGUGGAAAAUUAAAAUAUGUAACGUAAAAUUUACAAUAUUUUUGUAUAAACAGAAAAUUAAAAGAAACAAAAUAACAAUUUUACCAGUAAGUCUUUUCCACUUUAAUUAGUGUAUUCUUUUUUUUUUGGCAGAGACUAGCAUAAGAACAAUUUUAAAAUACUUAAAUCAAUUUACAAACUGAAUUUUUAUAAUUAAUUAAUAAUAUUAAGAGAGAUGAUAGUAAUUAAUUUACAAGGGUGCAUUAAAAACAAAAUAAGUUUUCUGUAGCAUUUGGAAUAUAGAAUGUUUAAAAAUAUUGUUUUAUAAUAAUUUUAAAAAAAUAAAUAAUUUUUGAAAUGCAAUUAAUUUUAUGCGACUUACAAAAAAAGGUCAUAAAAAAUUGUAUAAUUAAUUUUGUAGUUUCAGAAUUAUCAAAAUAGUAGUUUUAAAAAAAAACGCGUGAAUUAUGAGAAAAUUAUAGCUAACAUCAAUAAUUGAAAUUCAGUAUAAUUUAUCGAAAGCGACUGAAAAAAAAAUUAAGGGUAUACUUGUGAGCAAUAUUAUUUUCUGUCUCAGUGUUAUUUAUAUAUAGACUGGCUUCUAUUUACUGAGACUUUUAUAAUGAAAAAAUAAAAAAUAAAAUCACGAAGAGAAAGUAAAUGAGAGAAAUAGCUAAUUUAGUGGGAGCAAAUUCAUUGAAGAAUUUUAUUACAAAUGCAAUUUUUGCGAAGAAAUGCAGUAGACCGUAACGUUUAUUUACAAAAAGAAAACUUUCUUCUCAAGAAAAUAUUUCUCAAAAAAAAGUAUUCUUUAUUCAAAAAAAUUUUUUUCAAUUACUUCAUAAGUUACUUUAUACUGCAUUUACUUUGAAUAAAUAGGUUUAUGCUACAAAACUUAUUUUUGUGUAAUAUUUCGUAGAAUUCGUCAACACUGUAAAUAGCUUAAGGUUCUGUAUUUGUAAUAAAACCAUGAAAAAAAAACAACGAAAAAUACUUUAAAAAAGUCCUAGAUUUUUAUUUGCUUUUAAACUAUUUUAUGUACACAACUUUUUUUUUUCUGUAAAUAUUCCAAUGACUUUAACAACAAAUUUCUAAUUUGUUUGUUUUCAUGUCAAUUUUUAUUUAUCCGUUUCAUUUUUUUUUUACUUUGUCGUGCAGGCCAUUGGAUUAUUUAUAAUGGAUGUUACGUUUUUUUUCUAGUUUUCUUUUUUUUU
This is a messenger RNA of Leptopilina boulardi, 5212 nucleotides long. RefSeq names its product cullin-4A (gene Cul4). The coding region runs from base 182 to 2626 and encodes 814 amino acids. Gene Ontology annotation, biological process: DNA damage response; ubiquitin-dependent protein catabolic process; protein ubiquitination. The record is from RefSeq and is a predicted model, not a curated record. Lineage: Eukaryota; Metazoa; Arthropoda; Insecta; Hymenoptera; Figitidae. Gene Ontology annotation, molecular function: ubiquitin protein ligase binding. Gene Ontology annotation, cellular component: Cul4-RING E3 ubiquitin ligase complex. The transcript is spliced from 11 exons.